Messenger RNA from Saccostrea echinata, 1064 nucleotides. RefSeq lists its product as uncharacterized. Bases 408 to 1064 code for a protein of 218 amino acids. The transcript has 4 exons. The record is from RefSeq and is a predicted model, not a curated record. Lineage: Eukaryota; Metazoa; Mollusca; Bivalvia; Ostreida; Ostreidae.
UGCAAUGUUUUAAUAUGUUCCCUGAUCUUAUCCAUAUAAGGAAGCCAUUCUGGUCUUCGUGUCCCUAAGAAGAACAAUGUUCCAUUAUACGGAUGUAACUUGAUAGAAAUAUCACAAUGGAAACCUCGUUCUGCAAAAUACAAAGAUCAUCUCAUGGGCCAUUGUUUCUGGAGAGGAGGCAGUCAUCCAAUGCAUUCCACAUAACGUAUAUCAUUUUUAAAAAUCUCAUGACUCCGUAACUGUCAAAAAUAUAAGUAAACAGUUAAACAUGAGAUUAUAUUGAGGAGCUGAAUUUUAUGUGUGGGUUGUUCUGAUUUCAUGUUUCAUGAUUCAUUCUUUGACAUAUAAGAUGUCUGCGGUGAAAACACCAUCUCUCAUUCAUCCAGGUGUUCACAUCAAAGAAAGUCAUGAACGUAUGUGCUCUUUCCAUUUCAAUUUUUCUGUUUAUUUUAUGGAAAGUAGGAGUUUGUUUUUCAAACCCUCUACAAGAUAUUACCUGUCCAAGCGAUAUCCCAAAUGGAGUUCUUGAAAUAAACUGCACAGGACACGUCGGUUCCUAUUGUGAAGUCAUCUGUAAGGAUGGUUUCCGACUGCACGACGAUGUUCUGGGGAUAUACUGCAAUAGAGACGGGAGAUGGUCAGUCAUAGAAACAAAAAUAUGUCAGAGAAUUCAAGAAACCGUCCUGGAGAAAUCAUCACUGAAUACAGAGGCUGUUCUGGGCGGAGCUGCUACAGGAUUCCUCAGCGUCUUCCUUGUGUACAUUGUUGUUAUGAUGGUCAAACAAAAAAUAAAGAAGUUGAACGAUAGUGAUGACUUCUCUCUACAAAGACGACCGGGUGAAGAAAGCGCACGGCGGAACGACUACUUAGAAACUGUGAGCUUUAUAUCGCCCACCUCUGAGCAGUCUACUCGUGUAAACGAAGUGGGACUUGACAGAACAGAGGCAAAAACAAAGGACGAAUUGAAGAAACCAGGAAGAAAUGUUCCCUGUAGCCACGAAAAGAAAAAGAAGCAUCAUCUUUAUCACAACGUGUUUAAGAAAGGAGCGUAUGAAAACGUAUAA